CGUCUCCGCCCAGCCUGGCCCUCCUUGCACCCUGCCGCAGCGGCGCUGGACCACGGCCGCUUCGGAAGCACCUCUCCCGCAGUUAUGGAGAAAAUUUCUACAGAUGCGUUUCCUCUCACUAUGCAUUCUUCAGAAAAGCAAGAGACUAUAUGUAUUUUUGGAACUGGAGAUUUUGGAAGAUCACUGGGACUUAAAAUGCUCCAGUGUGGUUAUUCUAUUGUUUUUGGAAGUCGAACCCCCCGGAUGUCCAGCCUGCUGCCCAAUGGUGCAGAGGUCAUGAGCUACUCUGAUGCGGCCCAGAAAUCUGACAUUAUAAUCAUAGCAGUACACAGGGAACAUUACGAUUUUCUCACAGAAUUAACCGAGGUUCUCAAUGGGAAAAUAUUGGUCGACGUCAGCAACAACCUCAAAAUCAAUCAGUAUCCAGAGUCAAAUGCAGAGUACCUUGCUCAGUUGGUGCCGGGAACUCACGUGGUAAAAGCAUUUAACACCAUCUCAGCCUGGGCUCUCCAGUCAGGGGCACUGGAUGCAAGUCGGCAGGUGUUUAUCUGUGGAAAUGACAGCAAAGCCAAGCAAAGAGUGAUGGAUGUCGUUCGUAGUCUUGGACUUACUCCAUUGGAUAAAGGAUCUCUCGUGGCAGCCAAUGAAAUUGAAAACUACCCACUACAACUAUUUCCAAUGUGGAAGUUCCCCUUCUAUUUGUCAGCUGUUCUGUGUGUCUUCUUCUUUUUCUACUGUGUAAUAAGAGAAGUAAUCUACCCUUAUGUUCAUGAAAAAAGAGACAGGACAUUCCGUCUGCCUAUUUCUAUUCCAAAUCGUGUCUUUCCAAUAGCAGCACUCACACUGCUCGCCUUGGUUUACCUUCCUGGUGUUAUUGCUGCCAUUCUUCAGCUGUACCGAGGUACAAAAUACCGCCGAUUCCCAGACUGGCUUGACCACUGGAUGCUUUGCAGAAAACAGCUUGGCUUGAUAGCGCUGGGAUUUGCCUUCCUUCAUGUCCUCUACACACUUGUGAUCCCUAUUCGUUAUUAUGUACGAUGGACAUGGAACAACAGAACCGUUACCCAGGCAAUAACCAAGAAAGAAGAUCCAUUUAGUACCACUACCUCCUGGCUCAGGGAUUCAUAUGUUGCUUUGGGAAUGCUUGGAUUUUUCCUGUUUGUACUCUUGGGAAUCACUUCCUUGCCAUCAGUUAGCAACACGGUCAACUGGAGAGAGUUCCGAUUUGUCCAGUCCAAACUGGGUUAUUUGACCCUGAUCUUGUGCACAGCCCACACCUUGGUGUACGGUGGGAAGAGAUUCCUCAACCCUUCGAACCUUGUGUGGUAUCUCCCUUCAGCCUAUGUGAUUGCGCUGAUCAUCCCUUGCACAGUGCUGGUGAUCAAGUUCAUCCUCAUCCUGCCAUGUAUAGACAAGACCCUUAUGCGGAUCCGCCAGGGUUGGGAAAGGAACCCGAAAUACUCAGAAUCGGUACUGAAUGGAAAAACAGAUAUUUAAAGCAAAGUUCAAUUCACCUGGACUUCUUAACUAUGGUGUUGCAUGUUAAGAGAAGAAGAAUUAGUGCAGUGAAGAAAGUAUUUUUCUCCCACCAUGGGCUGAAGUUUGUGAACAGAGGAAGAAAUCAUGCCUGACUUUGAGAAAUGGGACACCAUUUUAAUCUCAGGUCCAUGUUGAGUCACUGCUGGUCUCUGCCUCUCCUUUUGCUGGAGGUGAGGGGCUGAAUCACCAUUAGCUUUGUGGUUUCACAAUAAGAAGCUUCUUUGCUGUGGGCAACAUACAUGACCUAAUGUCUUGCAAAAUCCAGGGGAAGUACAUGCAGUUUCCUUCUCUGGUUCAAGGGCUAAGUAGAGUGAAAGAGAAAAUACUAAGAUGGUGGCCGCUGACAAGGGAUUUAUUAGAUUGGUCUGAAAAAGAGGGCCAAGGAUGCAAAAGGAAUGAAAUUUUUAUUCUGGCUUUUGGAAGUGCAGGUGAUUAUAAAUAUUGCCAUGGUAAAUUCUGUAGUUACGUGUGCUUUUUGAUAUUUUUUUUACCAACCUGGAUAGGUAGUAUGGGGAAUUAUUUUAUAAAACAAUAAAAAUUUCACAAUAGAUUAGAAAUAAUCAUAGACUGGAUAUAUGCAAACUUAUACAGUUGUCACAAAAUCAUUCCUCCACAAAGGAAUAAGUAUAAAAAGAUUGAGUUAAAAAUGAGGGAUAUCCACUUGGAUUUUCUCAAUGUACCAUAAGUGAAGAAGAGUUGAUAAAAGCCCUUGUGCAAAAAGUUAAAAAAAAAAUUAAAUAAGUUUUAUAAAGUUUGUACUACAUCAGGUUUACUAUUAUUUAGGUUUUGUGCUAUGCUUUGUAAAUAACAUAUUCCAAAUUUGUUCAAUAUUAAUCAUCUAUGAAAUGAAUUGCUAGUGUAAAAAAGUAGCUUCUAUAAUUUGUCAUAGUUUGUUAUAAAUUUAAGCAGUGAAAUUAAAUGAAUAACAAAAGUGUAAAUUGGACCAAAACACAGAUGAGAGAGAAUUUUGAAGUCUUAGGCAGGAGGGUGUGAGAGCAGCAGUUUGUAAUAGGAGACUUGGUUCUUUCUCAAGUCCUAGCUGGAAGGCAGGAUGCUUCUCUAUGCUUUUCUGUGAUAAUGAUGCCAUUUCCAAGAUGACCUUCAGCAGGAUUAGCCUUCCUGGCUCAUAUAUGGAGCUGACAGGAGCCUUAUGUAUGACCUUUCCACAAGCCGAAAUAACCAAAAGGCUUUGGAUUUGACAAUUUUCUGCCUGCCUCACACAGGCCAUUUCUUUUACUUUUUAUUUUCACUAUCAUAUAUUCUAUAUGACAUUAUACAAAAUGAUUACAAUAUAUUAAAACAUCACCCAUAAUCCAGAAUAUUUUUCUAUAAAACUUUUUGAAAAUAGUUCUACCUAUACUGUAUAUUCAAUUGUGUAUCCUUCCUUUUUCACUUAAUAUACUGUGGCUUUGUUUGCUUACUUACAUGCUAUAUGUAUUGAAUCAGUGGCUUCAUGAUAUUAUAUCAAAUAUGCAUUUAUUUUACCACUGCUCUAAUUCAACAUUUAAGUUAUAUCCAUUUUUUACUAAAACAACAUUUCAGAGGCUACCUUAGCACUUAUAACUUUAGUGCAUAUUUUAAGUUACUUCUUCAGAAUACUUGUGAAGAAUUGUGAUUAAAAAUUAAAAAACAUUGAA
Messenger RNA from Odocoileus virginianus texanus, 3176 nucleotides. It is a transcript of the gene STEAP4, whose product is annotated as STEAP4 metalloreductase. Gene Ontology annotation, cellular component: plasma membrane; endosome. The record is from RefSeq and is a predicted model, not a curated record. Lineage: Eukaryota; Metazoa; Chordata; Mammalia; Artiodactyla; Cervidae. Gene Ontology annotation, biological process: copper ion import. Gene Ontology annotation, molecular function: ferric-chelate reductase (NADPH) activity; cupric reductase (NADH) activity.